AUGUCCAUGAAGUUUCACUACAAGUGCUGUUAUUGCGACGACCUCUUUCACGACAAUGGUGACGAAGAAGACCAAGAUCUUGAACCAUGCGAUGACGCCAAUUGCAAAGAAUACGAGGACGAGCCCCCCAAGAAGGGCCGUAGUGGAGUUAGGAAGAAGAAGAAUGUUAUCGUUCGAGACAAAUACAUUUGUAUCACUUGCAUGAAGUCCAUCUAUCCAAGACCACAGUUCGGUCGACUCUUCGGUCUAGGACUGGUAGGAAAAUACGCACCUAUCGCCUCUCGUUCGAUCUUUGGAGACCCGAAGUGGCCCGAAUAUCCACCUGGAUGGAACUUUCACUGGAGUCCAGAAAUCUUGAUUAUGGGAGCGAGAGCUAGGAAGUGGGCUAAUUAG
Messenger RNA from Orbilia oligospora ATCC 24927, 393 nucleotides. RefSeq lists its product as uncharacterized. Lineage: Eukaryota; Fungi; Ascomycota; Orbiliomycetes; Orbiliales; Orbiliaceae. The coding region runs from base 1 to 393 and encodes 130 amino acids. The transcript has 2 exons. The record is from RefSeq and is a predicted model, not a curated record.